This is a messenger RNA of Striga asiatica, 333 nucleotides long. The record is from the annotation of a GenBank genome assembly. NCBI's taxonomy places the organism in Eukaryota, Viridiplantae, Streptophyta, Magnoliopsida, Lamiales, Orobanchaceae.
AUGACGUCGUUUCGUGAUCUAUACAAAACACGUCUUUUUGGGGCGAUAUAUGUUCAUUCAGGUGAUGCAGAUUUCACCCCCUCUACCGUAGCUCGCAGCCCUAACACUAAUCAUUUCCGCCUAACAACGUCGUCGAAGUUUGAUCCCUCUCAGGUGGUUGACGUUUUUGUCUGCAUCACAAGCAGCGAAGUCGGGGCGGUGUCCUACCUCGCACCCAGAAUUGGCCCACUCGGCCUCUCCCUGAAAAAAAUCAACAAGGACAUAACAAAGGAGACGGUGAGGGACAUGAAGGGCCUACGCGUAAUCGUCAACCUGACGGUCCAGAACCGCUAG